AUGAGCAAGUCAGCAGGCUGCUGCAAGAGAUUCCUGCACUAUGCUUUUGACUACGAAACACCAAAAACGCUGGUUAUUCCCAGCUUAGGUGUAGGAUUUGUGUUCAGGUUCACCCAAUUCUUGGUGGUGAUGUAUGUGGUUGGGUAUGUGUGUGUGGUGCAGAAGGCCUACCAGGAUACAGAUACUGUCAUCAGCACCGUCACCACGAAAGUGAAAGGUUUCGCUUUCACCAACACAUCUGACACGGAGCCUCGUUUUUGGGAUGUGGCUGAUUAUAUUAUCCCUCCUCAGAGUGAUCAUUCAUUCUUUGUGCUGACGAAUAUGGUUGUGACCCCAAAACAAGUGCAGUCACAUUGUCCCGAGCUUCCAAGCCCAUCAACUACUUGUGUGGAUGACUGCAACUGUGUCGAGGGACGCAGUGAUCCCCGGGGCAACGGCAUACAGACGGGACUGUGUGAGAACUACUCCACCACUGCACGGACCUGUGAAGUGCUCUCAUGGUGCCCACUUGAAAUAGACACUAAGCUGCCUGAGCAUGCGCUGCUGGUUGCAGCAGAAAACUUCACCGUGUUGAUCAAAAACAGCAUCACGUACCCAAAGUUCAACUUUCACAGAAGAAACAUACUGCCUCAUGUGAACUCCUCAUACCUGAAGAGGUGUGAAUUCAGCCGUCUCACAGACCCACACUGUCCCAUAUUCAGACUCAAGCAUAUUGUCUCAGAGGCUGGGGAGGAUUUUCAAGACAUGGCUGUGAAGGGGGGUGUCCUUGGUAUUCUUAUUGACUGGAGCUGUGAUUUGGACUGGUGGGCAGGGGAGUGUUUACCUAAAUACAGCUUCCGGAGGCUGGACAACAAACAUCCUGUCAACAAUGUGGCCCCUGGUUACAACUUUAGAUUUGCUAAAUACUACAAGACAGCAGAUGGAGAGGAAACCAGAACGUUAAUCAAAGCUUACGGGAUCCGCUUCGACGUCAUUGUGUUUGGAACUGCAGGAAGAUUUUCCAUCGUUCCAACCAUAGUGAACUUGGGUGCAGCCUUGUCAUUCCUCAGUUUGGUGCCCGUGGUUGCUGACUGGUUUUUGGUGACUUGCUCAAGGAAACGAGAUCUUUACAGCAGACACAAAACAACACAUCUCACUGAAGAUGCAGACAGUGCAUCGGUGUCAAUGGGGACCACCUAUGGAACCCAGUAGCAGGAACAACAUUUUUCUACAGAGAAAUUGGAACCCUCAUGAAAUGAGACAUUAAAACAUCAUUUGAAUAUUUCACUAAAACCAUUAAGAUGUGAUAAUAGAAAGAAGGAGGAUAAACAAUGAUGGAGGAAGAACUCUGGCUUUUAUUUAAGUAGCAUCUACAAAACACUCACUAGUAAAAGUAUAAAUGUGUAAUCUUCAAAAUAUAAUUAUAAUACCAGCAGCAAAG
Pundamilia nyererei is the source of this 1420-nucleotide messenger RNA. It is a transcript of the gene p2rx4b, whose product is annotated as purinergic receptor P2X, ligand-gated ion channel, 4b. Gene Ontology annotation, molecular function: purinergic nucleotide receptor activity; extracellularly ATP-gated monoatomic cation channel activity; ATP binding. Bases 1 to 1191 code for a protein of 396 amino acids. Gene Ontology annotation, biological process: response to ATP; calcium ion transmembrane transport. NCBI's taxonomy places the organism in Eukaryota, Metazoa, Chordata, Actinopteri, Cichliformes, Cichlidae. Gene Ontology annotation, cellular component: plasma membrane. The transcript has 12 exons. The record is from RefSeq and is a predicted model, not a curated record.